ACUACGCUGCUAAAAUAAUUCAUAAACACAGACUGGUAAAACGAGAUAACACUAUGAAGAAACUGGAAAUGGAAGCGCGGGUAUGUAGAAAAUUGAAUCACCCAAAUAUUGUUAGAUUGCAUAAAGUCAUCAGUCUGGAAAAAAUUCAUGUUUUUUUAUUCGAUCUGGUGACCGGAGGGGAAUUGUUCGACGACCUCGUCACCAGAGACGGUAACUACACCGAGGAGUUGGCUGCUAAGUGUAUGUUUCAAAUGUUGGAAGCGAUCAAAUACUGCCAUACAAUGGGAGUGGUCCACAGGGAUUUGAAGCCCGAAAAUAUUCUGUUGGAGAGCAAAGAGAAGAAGAUUAUCAAACUAGCAGACUUUGGAUUAGCCGUGGAGGUUGAGGGUGACCAAGAUAAGUUUUUCGGUCUCUCCGGUACUCCGAACUACAUGGCUCCCGAGGUGCUAGAGAUGAAACCCUACGGCAAACCCGUGGACUGCUGGUCUUGCGGGGUCAUCAUGUACAUACUACUGACUGGACAACAGCCGUUCUACCACCAAGACCCGAGGAAGCUGGAGAAGCUGAUCAAAGAAGGUGACUACUACUUAGACUCUCUGACGUGGAGUCACGUCACUCCUGAAGCCAAGGACCUGAUGCAGAAGCUACUGUGUGUUGUACCCAAACAUCGACUGACGGCUGCCCAAGCCCUCCAACAUCCGUGGUUCGUCAAGAUCAGAACGGCCAAACGAACUUGGCUUCAUCGCUCCGAUACAUUCGAGGCACUCAGGCGCUUCAAUGCUCGACGUAAAAUGAGAGCCGCUAUUAACACGACCUUGUUUAUUUCCAAGUGUUAUUUAACGGCUAAGAGACGUGAGGGAGAUAACAGUUCGUCGCAUUCCACCGUUCCUUCAGCUGUGGUUUCUAAUAAAAGUAGUAGAAAAGGGCUAUCUAAAUCUACCAAAAAGUAA
This is a messenger RNA of Macrosteles quadrilineatus (aster leafhopper), 950 nucleotides long. Its product is annotated as calcium/calmodulin-dependent protein kinase type II subunit alpha-like. Gene Ontology annotation, cellular component: cytoplasm; neuron projection. Gene Ontology annotation, biological process: protein phosphorylation. Lineage: Eukaryota; Metazoa; Arthropoda; Insecta; Hemiptera; Cicadellidae. The record is from RefSeq and is a predicted model, not a curated record. The coding region runs from base 54 to 950 and encodes 298 amino acids. Gene Ontology annotation, molecular function: calmodulin binding; calcium/calmodulin-dependent protein kinase activity; ATP binding. The transcript has a single exon.